AUGGCCGAUUCCGAGCAGAAGCCCCAGGAGCAGCAGGCUCAGGCCGCCCAGGGGGACCAGCCCGCCGCCCCUGCCGGUCCCUCCAAGAGCGCUCUCAAGAAGGCUGAGAAGCAGGCCAAGAUGGCCGCCGAUAAGGCUGCAAAGGCCGCCAAACAGGCCUCCCUCCCCGUCGUUGGUGGCAAGAAGACGGACGACAUCAUCGGCAUCACCGUCUCCAAGAGCGAGGACUUCUCGGCUUGGUACCAGGAGGUCGUCCUCAAGGCCGAGAUGGUCGAGUACUACAACGAGAUUGCCGGCUUUUUCAUCUUGCGCCCCGCCUCCAUGUACAUCUGGAGCGCCAUUCGCAAGUGGUUCUCCGACAAGAUCGAGCUCAUGGGUGUCGAGGAGACGAGCUUCCCCAUUUUCCUGUCGUCCAAGUCGCUGGAGAAGGAGAAGGACCACGUCGAGGGAUUCGCCCCUGAGCUGGCCUGGGUCACCAAGGCUGGCGACAAGGACCUCGAGGUUCCCGUGGCCGUCCGCCCUACCUCCGAAGCCGUCAUGUACCCCUACUACUCCAAGUGGAUCCGAAGCCAUCGCGACCUCCCUCUCCGUCUGAACCAGUGGAACUCGGUCGUCCGCUGGGAAGCCAAGCAGACCACCCCCUUCCUGCGCACCAGGGAGUUCCUGUGGCAAGAGGGUCACACAGCGCAUCUGACGGAGGAGCUCGCCGGCAAGGAGGUUCUUGAGAUUCUCGAGCUCUACGCUGGCGUGUACGAGCAGCUCCUCGCUGUCCCCGUCGUUCGCGGAACCAAGACGGAGAACGAGAAGUUUGCUGGUGGUUUCUAUACUACCACCGUCGAGGGCUACAUCCCAUCCAACGGCCGUGGCAUCCAGGGUGCCACGUCUCACUGCUUGGGCCAGAACUUCAGCAAGAUGUUUGACAUUACUGUGGAGGACCCCGUCAACAAGGGCAACCACAUUCACGUCUGGCAAAACUCGUGGGGUCUGUCGACUCGUGUCAUCGGUGUCAUGGUCAUGAUCCACGGUGACGACAAGGGUCUUGUUCUGCCCCCUCGCAUCGCCAAGAUUCAGGCCAUUGUCAUCCCCGUAGGCAUCACGGCCAAGUUGGCCGCCGAGGACCGCAAGAAGCUCGAGGAGGGCGUCGAGGACAUCCGCCACACGCUGAAGAAGGCCGGUGUGCGCACCGAGUCCGACCACCGCGAGGGCUACACCCCCGCCUGGAAGUUCAACGACUGGGAGCUGCGCGGUGUGCCCCUGCGUCUCGAGUACGGUCCCAAGGACGCUGCCAAGGAGCAAGUCAGCUACGCUCGUCGCGACACUGGUGAGAAGGGCCAGAUCCCCAUCGCCGACCUGGCCACCAAGGUCCCCGAGCUGCUCGAGACGAUCCAGUCCGACCUCUACACCAAGGCUGAGAAGUCCUUCCGCGAGCACCGCCUCAAGCUGACCAACUGGGACGAGGUUGUCCCCGCUCUUGAUGCCAAGAACGUUGUCAUCAUUCCCUUCUGCCUCGACGGCAAGUGCGAGGACCGCAUCAAGGAGAUGACCACAAACUCGAGCCCUGAGAAUGAGGCUCUUCCCGAGGGCAAGCGUGCCCCCACAAUGGGCAUGAAGAGUCUCUGCAUUCCCUUUGAGCAGCCCGAGGGGCUCGUCGAGGGCGAGACCAAGUGUCUCAACCCCGAGUGCUCCAGUCACGCCAAGAAGUGGGUCAUGUUCGGCAGGAGCUACUAA
This is a messenger RNA of Verticillium nonalfalfae, 1728 nucleotides long. RefSeq lists its product as uncharacterized. The transcript is spliced from 2 exons. Gene Ontology annotation, molecular function: ATP binding; proline-tRNA ligase activity. The coding region runs from base 1 to 1728 and encodes 575 amino acids. Gene Ontology annotation, biological process: prolyl-tRNA aminoacylation. The record is from RefSeq and is a predicted model, not a curated record. NCBI's taxonomy places the organism in Eukaryota, Fungi, Ascomycota, Sordariomycetes, Glomerellales, Plectosphaerellaceae. Gene Ontology annotation, cellular component: cytoplasm; aminoacyl-tRNA synthetase multienzyme complex.